UUCAAAUAGCUAUGUAGAAUCAGUAUGUAGACUGUAGAAUCAGUAUGUAAAGAGAUCUUAUAGCACCUUUGAGACGAACUGAAAGAAAGAAAUUGGCCGCAUGAACUUUCAUAGACUAAAGUCUACUUUUUAGAUGCAUAUUUUGUCUUCAGUUGCGUUAGGCAGGCUACUCUCUCUUUCUCCAGCAAACAAAACUCCCAGGAUUAGUGGGAAAUUGAAAGCUGCUUCAUGCCGUCUUUGGUUUUGUCUUGUGCCUCUAUCAGGAAAGAUCCCUAGUUUUGUACCAGCUCCCUGUUACAUGUGGAAUGAACAUGAAAAUAUUUCAAACACACACAUGCACACACAUAUACACAGUGGACCAGUCUAUUGAAGAACUGUCCUAACUCAUUGUUAGAGUACAUGCAAUGUGGCUAUAUUGCCUCAAUAUCUGGAUCAUCCUCUGCACUCAGAUGAACUAUGUGCAAUUGGGCUAGAAACAUUGGGGGCUUCUAUAUCAGUGGAGGCAAUGAAUCACCUCUUUAAGAAACCUCCAAGAUGCUGAAUCAUUUUCCAGAAACAGGUUCAACAUCUUUAACAGUGCUUUCAAAAUUUGGAACAUGGAUUCAUUGCAUGGAAUGGGAGCCAUCAUUUACUACUGGCUAGAUGGACCAGUGAUUUGUUUCUAUAUAUAGUAGAGGAGGAGAACCUCUGACUCCUGGAUCUUCCCUCUGAAGGGCUGGUUGAGACUUUUCCCCAAGCUAUUUCUUCCACGCCUGUGUCAUGCACACCCACACCCUGGUUGGCUUUCCACUGGAAAAGACAUCAAGCAGGUUGAAGAAUUAUAUGAAGCUUACAGUAUCCAGUGCAGACUACGAGAUGGUGCUUCAAAUAUGAAACAUGCCUUUUCCUUAUCUCCUUCCACCAAAGCAUCAAGGGAAAGCCUGGUAGAACUUUAUAAGAAUCUCCAGGAAUGUACAGAGGAUAUGUGUUUGAUUGAGGGAACACUUGAAGUGCAUUUGGGAGAAUUCCACUUAAAGAUGAAAGGUUUGGUGGGUUAUGCACGCCUCUGCCCAGGGGACCAGUAUGAGGUGUUUGUGCGGCUGGGGAAGCAGAAAUGGAAACUGAGAGGCAAGAUUCUGACAGAUGAUGGUCAAAUGUGGGAUGAAGAGGAAAAAGUUUUUAUACCUAAUCUGCAUGAGAAGUUUGAAAUCAAGGUCACAGAACUGCGGGGACUGAGUACCCUCUUGGUUGGGAUGGUGACCUGUGACAGUAUAGACUUCUUUACGACUAGGCCUCAAAUCAUUGUUGUGGAUAUAACUGAACUAGGUACCAUCAAACUACAACUGGAAGUUCUCUGGAAUCCCUUUGACACUGAGAGUGUAAUUUUGUCUCCGGGAUCCACUGCUAAGUUCUCUGUGGGGAGUAGGAAAAACUCCAUAUACAGCUGGACUCCACCAAACACUCCCAGCUUCCGAGAGAAAUAUUACCUUUCUGUAUUACAGCCAGGGAGAAAGCAAGCAGAUAUCAGAGAUGAGGCCCAAGAUUCCUGCAUCCUGAGCUACUUGGCUGACUGUGAUUUUGACAUGCGCCUAAGGUCUGUUAGUCACAGCUUCACCGAGACAACUGAAGGCAGCUCUUUUACUUCGGAGGACCAGAAAGGCACAGAAAGCAGAAAUGUGACUCCACCCUCAAAUCAAAGGAUGUUGCCAUUGACUAUGCUUCAGGAUGGUCAGGUAGAAAGAGAGCAAUGGAACUUUUCACUCGGUCGUCCUCUUGGCCAUAGAACUCUAGACAUCCUACAAGAAACACCCCAUGCUGACACUACUCUGAAUAUCUCAUCAUGCCUGUUGGAUCAGGAGAAAGGUGACAGUAAAUCCAUCACCAGGGAAUGGAGUCUUCCCUCAGCACAACAAAGAACGGUCUUCUCCCUUGGUCAAAGAGGCUUGAAGGAUGAUGGUGAUGCCGAACCUGGUAGAAAUACCAGAUCUAUUGAGAAGAUCCUGCAAGAAGUGUUACAUUUGCUAGAAUCACAGCAUCCAAGUGCCAUCCAACUGCGGGAACUGGAAUAUCAGAUUUUGUGUAUCCAGGACAAAUUAAAGCCAAAAAAGUAUAAUCCAAAACACUCCUCUGUUGAAAGUUUGAUGGUUGAGACAGUACUGGAAAGCUUUGACUUCCUCAAUGCUGACUGCAGUGCUGAUGAGCUGUCAUCUUUUGGGAGUGUCAGGACAUGUAGUAUCAGCACUAAUACCUACAACGAUACCACAUUGCCACCCCUCUACUAUGAUACCAAACCAGAAAAGAAAGAGCUAACCACAGGAACUGAUGACCUGGACACACUUCUGGAAGUUCACCUGCAGUUCUGCAAAGUUCUUCUACAGAAACUUGUGAUGCCAAACUUAGCUCCGAUUGUGCAGGAAAACCUUUUGGAAGAGGUAUCACAACAGAAACGCAUUCUAGAAAUAAUCUCUGCUCUGGCUGCACCUGUGCCACGGAACUUAACAUCUGUUGAAGAAAUUAUUCAAAAAGCUAAAAAGCAGAAGCGUUGCCUGAAGAUCUGGAGUGAAUGUACUGAACAGGGAAGCAUCUUAUUCUGUCCAGUGGAAAGAUUUUGGAACCCCUUGAAAUAUAUAUUGAUGUUUAAAACAAAAGAGAAAUAUCAAAGACAUCUAGAAAAAGUUUUGCGGAUGUUCCUGGACCAGAUAGUUAGAGGCAGCCUGCUAUUUCUUUCAGCAGAUCGCCCAACCGAAUCAGUGACAUUGUUCCAGUUUUACAGCUACUUGGAGAAACAGCAUGUGAACAACUUAGAAAAAUAUUUGGCCAGGUUUGCUAAAGAAGUAAUCUUAACAGAGGACCUGCAGCAUCCUGGAAGAAUGAAGAAAAUAAAGAAGCUGAAAGGGAAGCGACUGAAUCAGCUCCAGCCCCUGCCAAAAACCUUACAGCUCCUGGCAGCCCUGCAGCUUGAUGAAAACCACCGAGUGGGCAAAGCAGCCUCAUCGUGUCUUUCUCGUGCAGCGGCCAACAGGAAUUUCAGGGGAAAGGCUCUUAUUUUUUACACAGACCUCUUAAACAAUGAAGAUGCAAAAUUACAGCAAGCCGCAUGUCUGGCCCUCAAAAACCUCAGAGGCAUUGAAAGUAUAGAGCAAAUUGCCAGACUUUGUCUGUCAGACGCAGAGGAUGUGCGGAACGCUGCCAGAGAAACAACUCUAUCAUUUGGUGAAAAAGGAAGACUGGCCUUUGAAAAAAUGGACAAAAUCUGUUGUGAACUGAGGGAUACCAUGUAUCAAGAAGGGGAAAUUGAGAUUACAGUAUUUUGAACAGUAUUGUUAAGUGAAGCCAGCAGCUUUAUUUUACCUGUUUGGGUUUCCUUUUAUUGGCACGUGGAAGGCUCUAUAGAUUGUAGAAGAAUGUGUAUUUUAUAUAUAUGUAUAUACUGAAAAUAAAUCUUUCACAUGGGUUUUAAACUAUCCACCCAGAUGAAGAGUAGUAUUUCAAGGCUUUAACACAGUCUUGUCUUGGUGACUCUGUUCUUAUAACCAGAAAGUACUAUGAACUCUUUUAAAUAUCCCAAAUCUUUAGUCUUUGAAAUAAAAAAGAAAUAGAUCAGCAGUGUGGCUGGAUUAAGAUCUCAUAUACUGAGGUUCUCUGUUGUUCAUUAUCUGUACAGAAUAGACUAAAGCAGAUUCUUUUAAAACUUUUUGAUGAAACUGAUUUACUAUUAUGCCAUUCAACUGGGAGUAAGUGCCAAAGAAGAGACACUCAAUCUUGAAUCUCAUUGAAUGAAUGCCAUUAAAGAGAUACAGCUUCAAAUUAAAGCAAAUAUACACCCCUUGUCUUAUACACAGAGAAAACAGAAUACAUUCUGUAUUUAUUAAUUUAAUCUUAUGGAUCAAACUUUUGAUACAGAGAUUUCUGAAUUGAUGAUCAAAUUGUGAGGAAUAAACCUGUAUUUUUUUUAAGGUUUACCUUGCUGCAGCAUUAGAUGCAGCAAACAUGAACACAUUGGGGUCUUAAGGCCCGUAAUUUAAAUCUGGACAAAUCUAAAUUUUCAUUCAGCAGUAUGGUAAAACUCUGCCAUAGGUACAUUUAUCAAUAUAUAAUCUACAAGAAAAAAGACCUACAAUGUAAGCCUUCCAGGAGAUUAUCCUCUGCAUGGCAGUCAAAUAUUUCUCCAUGUUUCAGUCACUUAACCAUUUAGUUUUCUUUCUGUGUACAAAAAGCACCCAGUAAAAUUCUUCCAACCACAAACCCUCCAACCAAGUAUUUUUAAGCACACUUAUUCUGUAACACAACAUGUAGCUUUUCUUGGAAAAUAUGUUACUAUUCCAACAGAAACUUGAAUAUAGCUUGGGAUAAUAAAAGACUCUCCAGACCACUUGUCAGAUUUUGUCAUUGUUCCUCCCCAUCCCAAAUUUAAAGUAUACAAACCAUUACUUAAUGUCACUGCAUAAAAUCAAGCUCUUCCCAUUUGAGUGCCUAAUUCUGGUUUUAAGCUUUUUUAAAUCAUAAUCAAACCCUAUUUUUAUGUAAUCUGCAGCUUCAACCCCUGACCAUAUUUGCGUUCAACUUUUGUGGUAGUCUGUAAGAGCUAGUUCUGAGUAAACAGGUUGAAGCUCUGAAUGAACAGGAUGGUUUUGCUCCUGCUGGUAAUGGGAACUUUUCCAAGUGUGUGUUUCUGCAAGUUCCCGUCACUCAGACCCCUGACUUUUAAUGUACAUAUUUUAUACAGUGUAUUGUGCUUUGUACUUUUCAGUAUUUAUUGCUGAGAUUAAAAAAGUUUUAUUAAAGCAUUUGAAAUGGCA
Messenger RNA from Sceloporus undulatus (fence lizard), 4778 nucleotides. It is a transcript of the gene RIPOR3, whose product is annotated as RIPOR family member 3. Bases 870 to 3293 code for a protein of 807 amino acids. The transcript has 17 exons. The record is from RefSeq and is a predicted model, not a curated record. Lineage: Eukaryota; Metazoa; Chordata; Lepidosauria; Squamata; Phrynosomatidae.